This is a messenger RNA of Sporisorium graminicola, 1506 nucleotides long. RefSeq lists its product as uncharacterized. Gene Ontology annotation, biological process: L-arginine biosynthetic process; L-ornithine biosynthetic process. The coding region runs from base 1 to 1506 and encodes 501 amino acids. The record is from RefSeq and is a predicted model, not a curated record. Gene Ontology annotation, molecular function: L-glutamate N-acetyltransferase activity, acting on acetyl-CoA as donor; L-glutamate N-acetyltransferase activity, acting on acetyl-L-ornithine as donor. Gene Ontology annotation, cellular component: mitochondrial matrix. The transcript has a single exon. NCBI's taxonomy places the organism in Eukaryota, Fungi, Basidiomycota, Ustilaginomycetes, Ustilaginales, Ustilaginaceae.
AUGAUCUCCUCGCUCCUAUCCCGAUCCUCGUUGGGUCGAGGCGUAGCACGAACCUUCUCAACCUCGGCCGCCCACCUCGACGCCAGUGCCAAACUCAAUAAGCCCGCCCGUUUCGCUACACCCAUCUCGCCCUCCGACAUCCCCAAAGGCUUCGUCGUCUCGUCAACGUACGCCGGCAUCAAAGCGGCCAUUUCGCCGAAGCCUGCCUCGGGUAGCGCAUCGAACCCGAACCCGAAACCCGAUUUGGCGCUGAUCGUCUCCACCGUGCCCGCGGCAGCCGCAGGCACGUUCACGCGCAACGUGUUCAAAGCUGCACCGGUCGUCGUCUCCAAUCAGGUUUUGCUAGAUGGUGCGGAGCGCAAGGAGGGCGCACGGGUGCAGUCUGUGUUGGUCAACUCCGGAUGUGCGAACGCGGUGACGGGUACACAGGGGAUGCAGGAUGCCGAGGCGUGUGUCGAGUUGGUCAAGCAGCACUUGGCGCCGCAUCCUGGGUUGGCGCAGAGUGCCGAGGGACGCGAGACGCUGUUGCUGUCGACGGGUGUGAUCGGUGUGCCUCUGCCUAUGCCGACGAUCAAGCGGUGCAUCCCGCAUUUGAGCAAUGGCAUGAUCCUUCGCAGCGAUCCCGAGUCGUGGCGGGAAACGGCGCGCGCGUUCAUGACCACCGAUACGUUCCCAAAGCUACGCGCAAAGACGUUCAAGCUCGGAGGCAAGGAGGUGCGCAUGAUCGGAAUCGACAAGGGCGCUGGAAUGAUCCAUCCUGCUAUGACGGGCCCUAGCGUUCCUCCAUCCUUUGCGGCCUCGAGCGGCCAGCUUCAUGCCACCAUGCUGGGUCUCAUUGCGACGGACGCUGCGGUUCACCCCAAAGCACUGCAAACCGCGCUGAACCGCGCCGUUUCGCGUUCUUUCAACUGUAUCUCGGUCGACGGCGACAUGUCGACCAAUGACACCAUCAUCCUGCUCGCCAACGGCCAAUCCUCUGCGACCUCUUCAGCGGAAAUCGAAGAGUCGAGCCCCGACUUUGAACCCUUCGUCGCCGAGCUCACCGCGUUCUGCCAGGAGCUCUCGAAGCUUAUCGUGCGCGAUGGCGAGGGCGCAGAGAAGUUCGUCGAGAUCACGUGCACCAAUGCGCCCUCGUACAGCGUUGCGCACGGCCUGCUGUCGCGCCUGGUCACUUCGAUGCUGUUCAAGUGCGCGAUUCACGGCGAGGACGCCAACUGGGGCCGCAUCCUCGCAUCAGUCGGCGGCGCUGAUCCGACAUUGACCACCGACAUCGACCCGUCCAAGGUCUCCGUGUCGUUUGUGGAUCCUGCGGGCGAGCAUGAAGGGAUCACCGUGUUGAAGGACGGUAAUCCGGUCAAGGUGGACGAGGCGCAGAUCGGAAAGUUGUUGACCAAGGAGGAUAUCAGGAUCGUGAUCGACUUGCAGAACGGUACUGAGGACUGCACGUAUUGGACGUGCGAUCUGAGCCGCGAGUACAUCGCCAUCAAUGCCGACUACCGUUCAUAG